This is a messenger RNA of Kogia breviceps (pygmy sperm whale), 3973 nucleotides long. RefSeq names its product zinc finger MYM-type containing 1 (gene ZMYM1). NCBI's taxonomy places the organism in Eukaryota, Metazoa, Chordata, Mammalia, Artiodactyla, Physeteridae. The record is from RefSeq and is a predicted model, not a curated record. Gene Ontology annotation, molecular function: protein dimerization activity; zinc ion binding.
GGUGGGGAUUGCGCGACCGUUUUCCGUUGAAGUUCUUUUGAGAAACGUAUCGCGGCGACCGUCGGUGAGAGAAAUUAGUUACAAUCUCAUCAUACUUUUCAAUUAAACUGAUUGGAAAGUAGGAAUCUGGAUACUGUUCUUCAAGAAAAAACCCAUUAAUUUGGAACUGGAGGAUUUCAUUGCAUCAGAUAGUAAGAUGAAAGAAUCAACAACAGAUGGUGAAUGUGACAAGGCAGUGGCACCACAACUGAAGAGGCUAGAUGAAAUUAAGGCAGAACCUGACAAUGCUCAGGAGUAUUGUCAAGCCCAACAGCCCAAAACUCAGGAGAAUGACCUGAAAAUAAACACUACAUUUUCAGACAAUGCUUCUCAGAUGACUACAGGCAUUCAGCUCUCUCUGGCAUCAUCUGGCAUGAAUAAGAUGCUUCCCUCAGUUUCAACCACAGCUAUUCAGGUUUCCUGUUCUGGCUGUAAAAAAAUUCUUCAAAAGGGGCAAACUGCUUAUCAGAGGAAAGGGUCUACUCAGCUUUUCUGCUCCACACCAUGCAUCACUGAAUACAUUUCAUCUCUCAAUUCACCAGCUCUUCCGAAGAGAACUUGUUCAAACUGCUCAAAAGACAUUUUAAAUCUAAAGGAUGUGAUCAGUAUCCAGCUGGAAGAUACUACCACUAGCAAAACUUUUUGCAGCCAAUCUUGUCUUUCAUCAUAUGAAGAAAAAAGAAAACCAUUUGAUACCACAUGUACUAAUAGCAUUCCAGCCAAGUGCAGCAUGUGUCAGAAGACUACUGUUAAACCAGCCAAAACACUUACAUCUGUUCUUUGCAAAUCAUUGAAACCCUCAGACGAAAUGAUUGAGACUACCAAUGACUCGGGGAAGACAGAGCUUUUCUGCUCUGUGCAUUGUUUCUCUGCUUACAGUAAAGCUAAGAUGGAAUCUUCUACAGUAAAUGUUUCCAUGGUGCAUGAUGCUUCAACAGAUCUCCUUUCUCCAAAGAAAGAAACAACUCCAGUUAUAAGCAAUAUAGUGUCAUUGGCAGAUACUCAUGAAGCCCUGCCUGUCAUGAACUCUGAUGUAUUACAAGGUACAGUUUCUUCAGUAACAGCAAAUGUCGUUGAGGAUAUUUCUAAGACUUCACCCAGUGAAUCAAGUAAUGGUGUUGCUAAUAGUAAUGUGGAACAGCCAAGCCUUUCACCAUCUUCAUCAGUACUCAGUCAGCAUACAGCCGGCUCCAGUAUAGAAGUACAGAAAGAUCAUGUGUCAAACCAAGAUGGUACAAACAGUAUGAAAUCAAUGAAAAUAAGUGAUGGACUACGUCACCCAAAAUUUACAUCCAAAGUACAAAAAAUUAAAGGUAAAUCACGAAGUAUUAAAAAAUCUUGGUGUUCAAAUUUUCAGCAGUUAGAAAACAGUAUUAAAAAGGAUGUGAUAUUCUGUUAUUCAUGUCAGUUGUUCUGCCAAAAAAAAUUUAGCUAUGGAGGAGAGUCAUUUGCAGCCCAAGGAAUUUCCAGUUGGAAAAAAACUCUGGAAAAAUUCAGAAAGCAUGAAAAAAGUGAAAUGCAUUCAAAGUCAUUGCAAUUUUGGAGGGAAUACCAGUUUUGUGAUGAAGCCGUUAAUGACAGUUUAUCUAAUCAUUCAAAACAGAUUGAGGGAAAUAAAAAGUACCUAAAGCUUAUAAUUGAAAAUAUUUUAUUUCUUGGAAAGCAGUGUUUACUCUUAAGAGGAAAUGACCAGUCUGUUUCAUCUGUGAAUAAAGGCAAUUUUUUAGAAUUGUUAGAAAUCCGAGCAAAAGAUAAAGGAGAAGAAAUAUUUCGACUUACGAAUUCACAAGUUGACUUCUACAAUAGUACACAAAUUCAAAAUGAUAUUAUUGAAAUAAUAAAGACUGAAAUGUUACAGGAUAUUGUAAAUGAGAUCAAUGUCUCCUCAGCUUUUUCAAUAAUAUGUGAUGAAACAACUGAUAGUGCCACUAAAGGACAAUUCUCAAUUUGUGUAAGAUACCCACAGAAAACAUCAAAGGCUAUAUUAAUUAAAGAAAGAUUUUUGGGUUUCAUAGAUGUUGAAGAGAUGACUGGGACCAGCUUACACAGGAGUAUUAAAACUUACCUGCAUCAAAUUGGAGUUGAUUUGGAUAAAAUACGAGGCCAGGCCUAUAAUAGCACCAGUAAUUGGAGGGGAAAAUUUAAUAAAAUUGCAGCAGAAUUCAAGAAGGAAGAGCCAAGAGCUUUAUACCUGCAUUGUUAUGCACAUUUUUUGGAUUUAGCAGUGAUUAGGUUUUGCAAAGAAGUAAAAGAGCUCCGAAGUGCUCUAAAUACUCUCAGUUCUUUGUUCAAUACUAUUCAUGGGGAAAUGUCUGUAAAUUUUCAAAACAUUUAUAAGCUAAGUCAAAACAAAACAUGCAAGAAACAUACAUCACAAUCAUGUUGGACAGUCCAUGAUCGUACGUUACUAUCUGUGAUUGAGGGUCUUCCAGAGGUUAUUGAAACACUGGAAGUUCUAUCAAGCCAUUCUUCAAAUACAAGUUUAGCUGAUGAAUUGAGUGAUUUGUUGGCAUUGGUUUCCAAAUUUGAAUUUAUCUUUUCUUUGAAAUUUCUUUAUCGAGUACUAAGUGUUACAGGAAUUCUUUCCAAAGAGCUUCAAAGUGACACCAUAGACAUUUUUUCUUUGUCUUCAAAAAUAGAAGCAAUUUUGGAAUGUUUAUCAUCUGAAAGAAAUGAUACUUAUUUCAAAACUAUCUGGGAUGGAGCAGAGGAAAUAUGUCAAAAAAUAACCUGUAAAGGUUUUGAAGUUGAAAGGCCUUCAUUUCAGAAAAGAAGAAAAAUUCAGAAAACAAUAGAUCCUAGCAAUUCAGACAGUAUGUUUUUUCCUACCUCAACAGAAGAACAAUAUAAAAUUAAUAUUUAUUACCAAGGCUUGGAUACUAUAUUACAAAAUUUAAAAUUGUGUUUUUCAGAGUUUGAUUAUUGUAAAAUGAAGCAGAUUUCAGAACUGUUACUUAAAUGGAAUGAACCGUUAAAUGAAACAACAGCUAAAGAUGUCCAAGAAUUUUAUAAACUUGAUGCAGACAUCAUCCCAGAACUUAGAUUUUAUCGGCAAUAUGCAAAGCUCAACUUUGUCCUAGAUUAUGAUUGCAUCAGCUUCAGCAAUCUUGGCCAUUUGUUUAUUCAGCAUGGUCUUCACAAUAAUAUUCCUUGCAUAUCAAUGCUAUUAUAUAUUGCUUUGUCUUGGCCAGUUACUUCAGCAAGCGUUGAAAAUUCAUUUUCUACACUGUCUCGUCUUAAAACAUAUUUAUGUCAUACCAGGGGACAAGAAAAGCUUAGUGGCUUAGCCCUAAUGGCUGUUGAGCAGGAAUUGGUAAAUAAACUGAUGGAACCUGAAAGACUCAAUGGAACUGUGGAAAAGUUUAUCCUACAGGUGAAAGAAAUAUAAUACUUGCUAACUUGAAUUUACCUGAAAGAAUUUUGUAUUUCUGUUGGAUAUCAGUUUUUAUUUCAAAUUUUUGUCUUUUCAGAAAAAAAGUUUUUUCAUCAGAACAUGUAACAUUCACUUGGUUCAAAAUUCAUGACACAGAAUGAUACACAGUGGAAAGUCUCCUUCCCUUUUUUUAGUACCCAGUUUCCCCUCCCAGAAGUAUUAUCUGUUUUUUAAAUAUCCUUCUGGAGAUACUUAAUCAUAAAUGUACUGUGCAGUGCACAUUGUUCUUCAACUUGCUGUUUUCAUUUAACAUGAUUUUUUGAGAUUGUCGCAUAUCAGUACAUAGAGUUUCUUGAUUCUUUUUUUAAUAACUGCAUAAGAUUUAAUUGUAUGGAUGUACCAUAAUAUAUUGGAGCAGUCCCUACUGACAAAUGUUUUCUUUCCAGUCUUUUACUAUUGCAAAUAAUGCUGCAUUUAAUAACCUUGUACAUAGGUCAUGUUGCACAUUAGUGAGUUGCUGUCAGAUAAAAUUUUAAACUGAAGUUAUUAGGUCAGAAGAUU